CCCUCGCGGUUGCAGCAGGACGCGGAGAGGGGACCCUGCGCACCCCGCACCGACCAGCACGAACCAUGGCUUCAGUACCUGCGGAGGCCGAGACCCGCCAGAGGCUGCUGCGCACUGUGAAGAAGGAGGUGAAGCAGAUCAUGGAGGAGGCCGUUACCCGAAAGUUUGUGCACGAGGACAGCAGCCACAUCAUCUCCUUCUGUGCGGCAGUGGAGGCCUGUGUGCUGCACGGGCUGCGGCGGAGGGCUGCUGGCUUCCUGCGAAGCAACAAGAUUGCCGCACUCUUCAUGAAGGUGGGCAAAGGCUUCCCUCCGGCCGAGGAGCUGAGCCGCAAGGUGCAGGAACUGGAGCAGCUCAUCGAAAGCGCGCGAAACCAGAUCCAGGGUCUGCAGGAGAAUGUGCGGAAGCUGCCGAAACUGCCCAACUUGUCCCCGCUGGCCAUCAAGCACCUGUGGAUCCGCACUGCCCUGUUUGAGAGGGUCCUGGACAAAAUAGUUCACUAUCUGGUGGAAAACAGCAGUAAAUACUAUGAGAAGGAGGCUCUCUUGAUGGACCCUGUGGACGGCCCCAUCCUCGCCUCUUUGUUAGUGGGGCCCUGUGCCCUGGAGUAUACCAAGAUGAAGACCGCUGACCACUUCUGGACAGACCCCUCAGCCGAUGAGCUGGUCCAGAGACACCGGAUCCACAGUUCACAUCUGAGACAGGACUCACCCACCAAGCGACCCGCACUCUGUAUCCAGAAGAGGCAUUCGAGCGGCAGCAUGGACGACCGGCCAUCUGUCUCCGCCCGGGACUACGUAGAAUCCCUGCAUCAGAACUCUAGGGCCACCCUGCUGUACGGCAAGAACAACGUCCUGGUUCAGCCAAGGGAUGACAUGGAAGCCGUGCCAGGGUACCUGUCCCUGCACCAGACGGCUGAUGUCAUGACCUUGAAGUGGACACCCAACCAGCUGAUGAAUGGGUCUGUGGGGGACCUGGACUAUGAGAAGAGCGUCUACUGGGACUACGCCGUGACCAUCCGCUUAGAGGAGAUUGUUUACCUUCACUGUCACCAGCAAGUGGACAGCGGUGGGACUGUCGUGCUGGUGAGCCAGGAUGGAAUCCAGAGGCCGCCCUUCCGCUUCCCCAAGGGUGGGCACCUGUUACAGUUCCUCUCCUGCCUGGAGAAUGGAUUGCUUCCACAUGGGCAGCUGGACCCACCACUUUGGUCACAGCGAGGAAAGGGGAAGGUAUUUCCUAAGCUGCGCAAACGGAGCCCGCAGGGGUCCUCGGAGUCCACAUCAUCAGAUAAAGAGGAUGAUGAAGCCACAGAUUACGUGUUCCGCAUCAUCUACCCUGGCAUGCAGUCCGAAUUUGUGCCUCAGGACCUGAUGGAUGUCUCUGUGAACAAUCUUCCAUCCCUGUGGCAACCCAGUCCUCGGAAGUCCUCCUGCUCUUCCUGUUCACAAAGCGGCUCUGCUGAUGGCGGCUCAUCCAAUGGCUGCAACCAUGAGAGGGCUCCACUGAAGCUGCUCUGUGAUAACAUGAAGUACCAGAUCCUUUCCAGGGCUUUCUACGGAUGGCUCGCCUACUGCAGACACCUGUCUACCGUGAGGACCCACCUGUCGGCCCUGGUCAAUCACAUGAUUGUGUCUCCAGACCUGCCCUGUGAUGCUGGGCAAGGGUUGACCGCCAGCAUCUGGGAGCAGUACAUCCAGGACAGCACGACUUACCCGGAGCCAGAGCUGCUGCGGCUAAUCUACUACGGGGGUGUCCAGCCCGAGAUCCGCAGGGCAGUUUGGCCCUUCCUCCUGGGCCACUACCAGUUCGGGAUGACGGAGAUGGAGAGGAAGGAGGUGGAUGAACAGAUCCAUGCCUGCUAUGCACAAACCAUGUCGGAGUGGCUGGGCUGUGAGGCUAUCGUGAGACAGAGGGAGCGGGAGUCCCACGCGGCCGCCCUGGCCAAGUGCUCUUCAGGGGCUAGCCUGGACAGCCAUCUGCACCGGAUGCUGCACCGGGACUCUACCAUCAGUAACGAGUCCUCCCAGAGCUGCAGCUCAGGCCGCCAGAACCUCCGACUGCAGAGCGAUUCCAGCAGCAGCACACAGGUAUUUGAGUCUGUGGAUGAAGUGGAACAGACAGAGGUAGAAGGCAGGUCAGAGGAGAAACAGCCCAAAGUCCCCAACGGGAACCUGGCAAAUGGCACUUGCUCCCCAGACUCUGGGCACCCUUCGUCCCACAACUUCUCAUCCGGCCUCUCUGAGCACUCCGAGCCCAGCCUUAGCACCGAAGACAGUGUCUUGGACGCCCAGCGCAGCCUCCCCGCUGUGUUUCGACCUGGAGACAGCAGCGUAGAAGACGGACAGAGCAGCGAAGCCACCACUUCCCGGGACGAAGCCCCCCGGGAGGAGCUGGCGGUGCAAGAUAGUCUUGAGAGUGAUCUCCUUGUCAACGAGAGCAUGGAGGAGUUCAUGUCCAUCCCUGGCAGCCUGGACGUGGCCCUGCCUGAGAAGGAUGGCGCCAUGAUGGAGGGCUGGCCCGGCGAGACAGACAAGCACGGCCGGGCUGACAGUGAGGACAACCUCUCUGAGGAGCCGGAGAUGGAGAGCCUCUUCCCUGCCCUGGCUUCUCUGGCUGUGACGUCCUCUGCCAACAACGAGGCAUCGCCUGUGUCUUCCAGUGGCGUCACCUACUCUCCGGAGCUACUGGACCUGUACACAGUGAACCUCCACCGCAUUGAGAAAGACGUGCAGAGGUGUGACCGCAGCUACUGGUACUUCACAGCUGCCAACCUGGAGAAGCUGAGGAACAUCAUGUGCAGCUACAUCUGGCAACACAUUGAGAUUGGCUACGUCCAGGGCAUGUGUGACCUUCUGGCCCCACUGCUGGUCAUCCUGGAUGAUGAGGCCCUGGCCUUCAGCUGCUUCACGGAGCUCAUGAAGAGGAUGAACCAAAACUUCCCCCACGGAGGUGCCAUGGACACGCACUUUGCCAACAUGAGGUCCCUGAUCCAGAUCCUGGACUCAGAGCUCUUCGAGUUGAUGCAUCAGAAUGGGGACUACACCCACUUCUACUUCUGCUACCGCUGGUUCCUGCUGGAUUUCAAACGAGAGCUGGUCUAUGACGACGUCUUCUCCGUGUGGGAGACUAUUUGGGCCGCAAAGCACGUGUCCUCUGCCCACUAUGUCCUGUUCAUCGCGCUGGCGCUGGUGGAGGUCUACCGAGAUAUCAUCCUGGAAAACAACAUGGACUUCACAGACAUCAUCAAGUUCUUCAAUGAAAUGGCCGAGCGGCACAAUGCCAAGCAGAUCCUGCAGCUGGCCCGGGACCUGGUGCACAAAGUGCAGAUCCUGAUUGAGAACAAGUGAGGGCUGCAGCAGCCAGGCUUCCCUGCUGCCGUCUACACCUUCCCCUCCUGCAGCCCAGCACGAGGUCCUGGUGUCUGUAGACUAGUGUGGACCGUUGUGUGAGAGCCAUACCCUUGACCUUGACCACUGGACGGUGGCGCGGAGGAACCCAGCUCAGCCUUAUGUUUUCCUGUUUGACCAAAGAUUGCCCGAGACUGGGAUUUCCCCCUCUUGGGAGCUGGGGUUGUAAGUAGAGGUGGCUUCUGGGCCUGUUGUCACUGUUCCUUCCUCUGUACCUGGCAGUGUUCCAGAACAUUUAUGCCAGGCCGGCUUAAAGCAAGGUCUCCCUUAGGCAUUGCUCACAUUCAAAGUCCCAGAUGUCUGAGCAUCAUCCCUGGCUUCAAACCACCAGAUGUUACCCGUACCAUCGCCCAAGGUGACCCAAAAGUCCCUGCACAGCAGAUGUGCCCCACUAGAGAACCACUGGCUUGGUGGAGGGGCUACCGGCAUAGCCGUGUCUGUUCUCUUCGUGCUGAGUCACCUGAGGUCUGUUGCAUGGCCCAAUCAGAAGCUCACAGCUUCCCACAGUCCUGCUGGAGUCAGGUCUCACUCGCUGUGUUUUCUGAUUUUGCUCUGCCCACUGCCAGGAGACUUUUAAGAGGGCAUCCUGCGAGUGCCCUGGGGAUGCAGGAACUGUUUUUAGGAGGGAGGUGGGAGCUCCUGAUGAGAGCCUGGCCCUACUCCCCUCGCUAGGGGAGACCUCCCAGCCUUCAGCUGUGGACCUGGGCUCAGAAGCCUGUAGACUGUGUUUGUGGAAGCCCUGCUCAGGUAAACUAGCUCUUCUCUGAGUACUCAGUUCACUCACAACAGAGGAGGGACGAGCCAGGGGUUGGCCCCGGGACAGGAUUGAUCUGUGCUCCAUGAUGGUGGUCUGGGGACGGAUGGGUCUGAGAAUGGUUCCUCUCCACCUUCGUGCCAAGACCUGCCAAGCCAGACACUGUCCCGGGAUGAACUGGUGUGCCUGCUCACUAUCCCCCAGCAAAGCAGUCUGGGUGCAGCAGAAAUCAAAAGUCACAGCAGAAGCUCAUCCCCGGACCUGCAGCCUCUGGGGCAUUCAAGGAAUGUCAAGUAGGAGUUGGGAGAGGGGAGAGAGAGCAGACAGGAGUGGUUUGAAAUAUCUCCAGGGGCCUUCAGCCUGGCCCUACUCUGUAGCUUUGCGAUGUCCUUCCUCUGUCACACCCCCUGAGUCAAACUCUGCCCUCCACUCUGUGGGCAGGGUGGACAGAAUGAGCCCUUACUGCAUCUCCAUGGACAGCCCAGGGCGGCAGGAUUGGAGGCGACCUGAUGAUCAUGGUCACCUCCCAGCCAGAUCCCUCAUCUUUCUAAGAUGGGAGAAAGGGCCAGCGGAUAAAGGUUUAUUUUGCCACAGGGCGGCUGCCACAAAGGGUGGUGUUUUAGCACAGCCAAGUCCAAACCCCUGACCCUUAUUUAUUUUUGUAACUGACCAGUGUGGAGUGUAGCACAGGAUCUCCCACCACCCUUCGUGCCUCCAGCCUGUGUGCUUGUGGAUCUGAGUGCCUCCUAUUUAUUCCACUUACCAGCUGAUGUCUGUGUGUCGUGUUUUCUCCUGUCCUGGUGCCCUGGCAGUUCUCUCUUUAGUGUUGCCCAAGUGUCUUGUGUUUACUAAGAGGUGGUUCUAUUCAGAGGAAAUAUAGCUGAGUGGAAAACCUAAGUGUGGGUCUAGUUAU
Molecule: messenger RNA, 5074 nt
Organism: Microtus oregoni (creeping vole)
Lineage: Eukaryota; Metazoa; Chordata; Mammalia; Rodentia; Cricetidae
Gene: Sgsm1
Product: small G protein signaling modulator 1
Exons: 25
Coding region: 66-3347 (1093 amino acids)
Biological process (GO): activation of GTPase activity
Molecular function (GO): GTPase activator activity
Source: RefSeq, a predicted model, not a curated record